AUGUCCUCACCACCGGCGUCCACCGAUCACCGCCUAGUGGGCAGCACUACCGGUGCCCCCGAUACUCCCAGUGCCGCAGCUACACCGCUCCCCCAGACCCUCUGGAGCCUGCAGGUGCCCCUGCACAUCACCCAUGCAUCCAAAUCCACCGCCCCCUUCAUCGUGUCGGUCCCACGAUUCAGCUAUCUGGCGUUAUUGCUGCCCCGCCUGACGGCCUAUUACGGCCUGCCGUGCUCGAGUUUCCACCACGAGGAGAUCCAACUGCGCAACCUGGCUGUGGGCCUGCUGGUCGACCUGUACCAGCCCGCCACCCUUCCGUGGAGGCUGGUGGUUGGCGACGGCCCGGAGUGGGACAUAGCCGAUACAUUUACCAACUCGGCCAAAGAGGCGGACUUUGUGAGAAAUGGUAAUGCAAAGCAGAUCAUGAGUCUGUCCAAGGAGCACAGCACCGCCUUGUGGAAUGCUGUCCAAGAUAAUGAUCAUGUCUCCUUCGGCAAGGUUAACAGACGGCUGCUUAACACACCGUCUCCAUUUAAAAAUGUCCCCAUACGGAUCUACAUCCCCUCCUCCCCCAACGACACCGGGGACGCCACGCCAGGGUCCUUCAAGGUAGUUCAGAAUUUGGUGUCUCCACGGUUACCCAAUAGGGCUCCGCAAACGUUGGGCGCCGCUCUCAAGAGCAUGCUCCCCACUCUCUUCCCCAGCAGUCGGGACCCUGUCUUGGCGAAUGUGAUACUUCAUGGCGGCCCCGUUCCCUUUAGAGCGCCGCUCGAGGAGCUGAUGCGCGAGGCCGCGUAUCCCGAUGGAUGGCUGUGUCUUUGUGUCGUGUUAUUAUGA
Molecule: messenger RNA, 837 nt
Organism: Chaetomium globosum CBS 148.51
Lineage: Eukaryota; Fungi; Ascomycota; Sordariomycetes; Sordariales; Chaetomiaceae
Exons: 3
Coding region: 1-837 (278 amino acids)
Biological process (GO): autophagy of mitochondrion; autophagosome assembly; cellular response to nitrogen starvation
Cellular component (GO): Atg12-Atg5-Atg16 complex; cytoplasm; phagophore assembly site membrane
Source: RefSeq, a predicted model, not a curated record